Messenger RNA from Apaloderma vittatum (bar-tailed trogon), 314 nucleotides. Its product is annotated as receptor-type tyrosine-protein phosphatase epsilon-like. The transcript has 3 exons. Lineage: Eukaryota; Metazoa; Chordata; Aves; Trogoniformes; Trogonidae. The record is from RefSeq and is a predicted model, not a curated record. The annotation marks the transcript as partial.
ACUCUACCGAGGAGAACAAUUUACACAAGGACCUGCUGACUUCCAUGCUCAUUCUGCUCCUGGUCUUCAUCAUCUUCAUUCUGUUGGCCGGCUAUUUCUUCAGGUUCAGGAGGCACAGGAAAGCUGUGGUGAACUCCGGGGACAAAAAGAUGCCAAAUGGCAUCUUAGAAGAACAAGAACAGCAACGGGUCAUGCUGCUCAGCAGGUCUCCCUCGGGCCCCAAGAAGUAUUUCCCGAUCCCGGUGGAAAAUCUCGAAGAGGAGAUACGGAUGCGAUCGGCGGACGAAGGGAAACUCUUCCGGGAGGAGUUUAAC